Messenger RNA from Rasamsonia emersonii CBS 393.64, 1332 nucleotides. Its product is annotated as O-acetylhomoserine aminocarboxypropyltransferase. The record is from RefSeq and is a predicted model, not a curated record. NCBI's taxonomy places the organism in Eukaryota, Fungi, Ascomycota, Eurotiomycetes, Eurotiales, Trichocomaceae. Gene Ontology annotation, biological process: transsulfuration. The coding region runs from base 1 to 1332 and encodes 443 amino acids. The transcript is spliced from 3 exons. Gene Ontology annotation, molecular function: transferase activity, transferring alkyl or aryl (other than methyl) groups; pyridoxal phosphate binding.
AUGCCUAUCCCCGGAAGCUUGCUCAACGUCACCAAACCCCCCGAAUUCGAAACAAUCUCCAUCCACGGCGGCCAAGAGCCUGAUCCAACGAACGGCUCCCGCGCACUGCCUCUCUACCAGACCUGCGCAUACAACUUCACCGAUGCCGCCGACGGAGCGAGCAAGUUCGCCUGGGCCAAGGACGGCUACGUCUACACGCGCAUGGGCAACCCGACCAACGCGGUGUUCGAGACGAGAAUGAGCAUGUUGGAAGGGGGCGUGGGCGCUGUGGCGACGGCGUCGGGGCAUGCUGCUCAGUUCAUGGCCAUAACCUCCGUCAUGGGCCCCGGAAAGAACUUCGUCUCGACCUCGUGGCUGUACGGCGGCACGUACAACCAGUUCCGGGUGUAUCUCAAGAAAUUCAACAUCGCCGUCAAAUGGGUCGAGGGCCAGGAUCCGGCCGCCAUCGCCGCGGCCAUUGACGACAACACGCGCGCCGUCUACGUCGAGACGAUCGGGAACCCGAAGCACAACGUGCCCGACAUCAGGGCCAUUGCGGACGUGGCCCACGCGGCCGGCAUCCCGCUCAUCGUCGACAACACGUUCGGCAUGGGCGGCUAUCUGUGUCGGCCGCUGGCGCUGGGCGCGAACAUCGUCACGCACUCGUGCACCAAGUGGAUUGGAGGCCAUGGGACGAGCAUGGGGGGCAUCGUCAUCGAUGGAGGCAACUUUGACUGGUCGGUUAAGAAGAACGGCCAGAGUAUGUUCCCCGAGUUCGUCGAGCCGGCGGAGGGAUACCACGGCAUGGUCUUCUGGGAGACGUACGGCCACAAAGCCCUUGCGGCGAAGCUGCGGAUGGACGCCAUGCGAGACCUGGGGCCGUGCAUGUCGCCGUUCAACGCGUGGCUGUUCCUCCAGGGAUUGGAGACGCUGCCCCUGCGUGGCGAGCGCACGGCGAGCAACGCGCUGGCGCUGGCGCGGUGGCUGGAAGCCCAUCCGGCCGUGAAAUGGGUGCUGUACCCAGGGCUGGAGUCGCAUCCGGACCACGCGUUGGCGAAGAAGACGCUGCAGAACGGCUUCGGCGGCGUCCUGACCUUCGGCGUCGACGGUUCGAUAGACCAGGUUUCGGCCGUCGUCGACAACCUGCAGCUGUGCAGCCACCUGGCCAAUGUCGGCGACGCGAAGACGCUGAUCAUCCAUCCGUGGCGGACGACGCACCAGCAGCUGCCUGACGAGGAGAAGCUGCAGGCCGGCGUGACGCCGGAUCUGAUCCGAGUCAGUCUGGGGCUGGAGCAUAUCAGCGACAUCAUCCAUGAUUUUGAGCAGGCGUUUCAGAAGGCGUUCAAGAAAUAA